Molecule: messenger RNA, 2214 nt
Organism: Geosmithia morbida
Lineage: Eukaryota; Fungi; Ascomycota; Sordariomycetes; Hypocreales; Bionectriaceae
Product: Vacuolar sorting protein 9 (VPS9) domain
Exons: 3
Coding region: 1-2214 (737 amino acids)
Biological process (GO): vesicle-mediated transport
Cellular component (GO): cytosol; endocytic vesicle
Molecular function (GO): small GTPase binding; guanyl-nucleotide exchange factor activity
Source: RefSeq, a predicted model, not a curated record
AUGAAUGUCCAUAGCUCUACUCAUCACCGCCCCAUGGCCCCUCUUAGCCCCGUUGCUCGCCCGGGCGCCCCUCGUCUCGCCUCCUACUCCCACCAGUCCAACGAUAGCGACGACAAGGACUCCCUGGGCGUCCCGAAGCGAGCCCAGACCUUUCAGAAUGACUCCCCGGCCAACGCUCAGCAGAACGAGAACCCUGUCCUUUCUGCCUUUGAGGUCGAGGAAGAGAGUGACCCCGAAGAUGCUGUAGAGGCGACGCGUGCCUCAAUUGAACUUGAUGUUCUACCCAUAGAGCUUAUCUCUCUGACAGACAGCUUUAUCGACUCCCUGAGUGCCAAGGUUCAUCGUACGCCCCCUAGCAUCGACAGGCUAUCACAGCUCUUCCAAGACUUCUACGCCCAGGCAUCCGGCAAUAUAGAUACCCACAUCCAGUUGCUCGCAACAAGACGCGGUCGUGACGGCUCCCCGGCUGCCUCCUCCUCUUCGAUAUCCUCAGCCGCCAGCCGCCUACGGAACAAGGCCUCCUCCCUCAGCAUAGCCAAAGACAAGCCAAAGACCGAGACGGAGCAGCAGAUGAUUACCGCAGAGGAGCUGGCCGGUCGGAAGCAGAUGCGCAAGGCCCUCGAGGUGAAGCGCCGCAUGCUAGAGGAAGCUGUGGAGCGGAGGCUUUGCGAGGGCAUCUACGAUCGCAUAUACCGGCACACGAGCACACAGGACGAGGCUCUCGACGACAAGCUUCGUUCAAAGACCGCUGCUCUGGCCCUGGUUGGAAUUGGGCCUGCCGACCUCGGCGUCGACCUUGGCGACCUACCCGACAAGACUCCCGAGGCCACCGCCAAGAAAACGGAGGAUAUCCGCAAGAGCUUGGCAAAGGCCAGGGCAGAUCUGGCGCGGAUGCACCAGUCAAGAUACCCCCUCGGCAAGAUCAACCAUCUGAAAGCGGCCCAUAGGAGUAUCGUCGACACAAUUGCCUCUUUUCACCCCUCGGCCUCGGCCGAUGAAAUUAUGCCCAUGCUUAUCUUCACGCUCAUAACACUGCCGCCUGAAGAUCUCCACGUUAUCAGCGACAUCAGAUUCAUCCAGUCUUUCCGCUGGGAGCCCAAGCUAACGGGUGAAGCUGCAUACUGCAUCACAAACCUGGAGGCCACUAUCAGCUUCCUCCAGACCGUUGAUCUGGCCACGCUCCGCUCGGAUGAGCAGCCAGAAGGCCCUCCAAAGGCCCCAUCUCAGACCGGGACACCAAGGGCUGAGACGUUCCCGCCGGCGUACUCUCAGGGAGACACUGCAGCUGCGUCCGCCGAGACUACCAAGGACAGUCUGGCCCCGACCAAGACAAACACGGAACGCAAGUACUCGAAUCCCCUCAGAAAUCGCCGCCUCAGCGACCUCGUAAACACUCCUGCCCAGGCAUUUGGCGCUGCUAGCGACGCAGUCUUUGCCACCGCAGACCAGGGUCUUAAGACUGUGUCGACCAGUCUGGGCGAAAGCUACAAGUUCCUGCUCGGCAAGCUACGCGAGAACCAAGACAAUACACCGGAGUCUAUUACGGUGCCCCGCACGCUCGCCGACGCCCGCAAGCUCGUUAGCACACCAUCAACAGAGGAGGAGAAAGAGCUCGACGUUCCUGUAGUAGCCGAGGAGACCAAGGGGUCAGCUGCCCGUGAGGACCGCGUACUGAAUCUGAUUGGGGGGCGGCGUGAUCGUAGUGCCGAUAGCACUGCCGGUGGUCGCAGUGCCAGCUCUUCCCGACCCGGCCUGACGCCUCAGCAGCAACCCGCCGCACGGGGGACGCCUUCGCCUCAGCCUUCAGGCAGCGGGCAAAACACAGCAAUGCUCGAUCAGAUGCGCAAUCACCUGAGCACGUCGUUUAACCCGGUAGCCCGUCUAUCCAACCAAUUUGGCAUGAUGCGUUCUUUUGGCCGUAACGCAUCACAAUCUCAGACACCAGCAGCGACGGCAACGUCAACGGCAGCGGCAUCUAACGAUACUAACAUUGACAAGGCGGCUGACGGCGGUGAUCUAGCGACUGCAUUCCCCGACAUUGCUGCCGCCCUGCCGCCCAAGACGACACCGACACCAAAGAUUGCCCCUCCCAACAAGCGCUUCAUGGAGAUGCAGAACCCCAGUGACCUCAAGAUAGGAGAGGUGCUGGAGCUCCUGAGGGAUUACCGCCGGUUGGCUGGGGCGUUGAACAAGAUGGAUGCGUUUAGCAAGUAA